This is a messenger RNA of Monomorium pharaonis (pharaoh ant), 1229 nucleotides long. RefSeq names its product brahma-associated protein of 60 kDa-like. The coding region runs from base 278 to 1192 and encodes 304 amino acids. Gene Ontology annotation, biological process: regulation of transcription by RNA polymerase II. NCBI's taxonomy places the organism in Eukaryota, Metazoa, Arthropoda, Insecta, Hymenoptera, Formicidae. Gene Ontology annotation, cellular component: nucleus; SWI/SNF complex. The transcript has 6 exons. The record is from RefSeq and is a predicted model, not a curated record.
CAACACCUUACUACAUAUCGUUCUAUCCUAUAGAAGAUGCGGACAGCUUCGCUCACAGAAGGUUGACUCUAUAUUAUAUAUCUCUAUAUGGUUUAAGGCAGUUUAAGGAGAAUCAGCAAUUCAGCAGAGUUCGGAGAGUCAUCGUUAAGAAUGGAAUAGAAGCGUAAUUAGACGCGAAAACUGAAACAUUGAGGCGUUGCAAGGUUUUAGGUUAUGUUAUCUCCGCGUCAGAUAUUGGGCGCGUUCAGCAAACAAAACAGAUUAAGUACGAGAAAAGAUGGCUCAAAGAUUCCCUGUGCCAAAUGCAGGAAGUAAUGGACCACCACCACAACGAUAUCCGUCACCAUCAGUACCACCAAAUUUGCGUCAGUAUUCUGGCCCAAAUUUCCCGAUGCAGCAAAGAUCUGGAUUCACUCCGCCACCGCAGAUGGGUAACGCCGGGCCUGGCCCCGGCGGAAUAAUGAGGCCGAACCAGCCUUACUCAAAUAUGCGUCAAGGCCCAAUGCCCACGCCGCCUGUUGGAAAAAGAAGUGCAGAUCAACGUAUUCCUAUGUCUCAGCAAAAACCGUAUCAUUUUUGGAACAGUGAUUUUUCACAUUCCACAUCAAAGAAAAAGAAGAAGUUGGCAGACAAAAUACUGCCACAGAAAGUGCGCGAUUUGGUACCGGAAUCGCAAGCUUACAUGGAUCUACUAGCAUUUGAGAGAAAGUUGGAUGCGACUAUAAUGCGGAAACGUCUCGAUAUUCAAGAAGCUCUAAAACGUCCGAUGAAGCAGAAGCGAAAAUUGCGUAUUUUCAUCUCGAAUACAUUUUAUCCAGCUAAGGAGGCAGGCGAGGGAGAAGAAGGAUCUGUGGCUUCUUGGGAGCUUAGAGUUGAAGGACGUCUUUUAGAUGACACUAAAAAUGAUCCUAAUAAGGUAAAACGAAAAUUCUCGUCUUUCUUCAAAAGUCUGGUAAUAGAGUUAGACAAAGAUCUGUAUGGUCCUGACAAUCAUUUGGUCGAAUGGCAUCGUACAUUAACUACACAGGAAACCGACGGAUUUCAAGUUAAAAGACCAGGCGAUAAGAACGUUCGCUGCACAAUUCUUCUUCUUCUCGAUUAUCAACCACUGCAGGUAAUCUGUCUUUACAUAAGUUCUUUAAAAGCGUUUUAUUACAAUUUAAUCUUAUUCAUGUUAAUUUUAAGUUUAUGAUUAAUAAUUAAAUAUGCGUUCCUGAAUUUUUAAAAUU